AUGGCCCAAGGAGCAAAGAAAUUUAAAGCCCAGCGUCCGGGAGCGGCCAAAAAAACCCAACAGAACAAACAGAAAGGACCCAAAAAAGGAGGGAGGAUCAUUGCACCUAAGAAAGCUCAAGUUGUCCAGCAGCAGAAGCUGAAGAAGGGUCUGGAGGUCGCCAUCAGGAACAAGAUCGAGCAGGAGGUGACCCAGAGGGCCAGCUCCUCCCUCCAUAAACCCCUGUCCGUGGUGAAGGGGGCCGAGGGAAAAGGACCCCCAGGAGCUCCCCGUCCUGGAACCUCCAAAUAG
Menidia menidia (Atlantic silverside) is the source of this 291-nucleotide messenger RNA. The record is from the annotation of a GenBank genome assembly. NCBI's taxonomy places the organism in Eukaryota, Metazoa, Chordata, Actinopteri, Atheriniformes, Atherinopsidae.